AUGUCGUUCUUCAAUUUUCGAAAAAUCUUCAAGUUGGGGUCUGAUAAGAAGAAGAAACAGUAUGAGCACGUACACAGAGACGAGAACCCGGAGGAAAUCUGGGAGAUUAUUGGGGAACUGGGAGAUGGGGCCUUUGGGAAAGUGUACAAGGUAAUAAGAACGGUUUUAUUCCCUUUCAGUAUAAAAGCCAUUAAGGUCAAGCCUGUUACUCAUGAUACCUUCAUACAGGAAGUUCUACUGAGAGACAUAACUCAACCCCUCCUAUCAUCAGCAUGUCAAAAAUGAUUUUUUUUCUCCAAAUUGAGUUCAUGGCCCAUCUCAUUUUGUCAUUUUUGUUCACCUUUGACAUGUCAAAUACUAGGCUACCUCAACAUGAAAUAUUGCAAGACUCAUAUUGCCUGCCUAAAGCAGAACUUUUUUUUACAGAUGAAUUUUUCUAUGAAUGAAUAUUGAAUAUGGUAGUAGUAUCCUUACUGAAUUAUACAUUACUGGUAAACGAUGACAUUUUCAAUGCUCGUCUAUGUCGACAUUCAGUUUUCAAGGAGUGGCUCUCCUAGAAAGUCAACGGGGCCUCCAUAAUGAUAGGGUGGGUUUUAAGUGCAAAUAAAAGGGUUCAAGUUCAUACUCCCAGAACAGCAGUGCAGUGGGGUAUGAAAAUCCUCAUGGCUAGUUGGGAAGGGAAACUCUUAGGCUGCAAAACAAAUCAGAAUAGUUCACAUAGAUACACCAGUGAUCCGAGAAGAGCUUAUUGUUGACUGUGAAGAUGAGAGCAAUAUGGAUUACUUGAGGGUGUGAGUUGCAGGCAGUAAACCUCAUAGGAAACAGGAUGCAGUUGAAUAGUUACCUAGAUAAGGAGGCCUUAUCAAUCAGAAAGGUCCCAGCAGUGUAGACACAUCAUUAGUGAACAGGUACUUUGUUGACAUAGCCCAGGGGGGAGCAGGAUGGGCGUUAAUACCAUGGACUGUACUGUAGCAGGUUCUCAUGUCAGAAGUAUGUGGGUGGAAAUGUGUGAUAAUGAGUAAAUGAGGGAUACAAAGUAUAUACAGGUGCUUACACACAGGUGUGUUUCCUGAGUUAAUUAAGCAAUGAACAUCCCAUCAUGCUUAGGGUCAUGUAUAAAAAUGCUGCGCCUGAGACAGUGUUUUUCAUCACCAUCAACAAAACACCAAAUUAUGGAAUUUAUUGUAAAAUAAUGGUGUCACAUCCCUCCAAUAGAGUUCCAGACACUUGUAGAAUCUAUGGCAAGACACAUUGAAGCUAUUCUGGCUCGUGGUGGCCCUAUGCCCUAUUAAGACACUUUAUGUUGAUGUUUCCUUUAUUUUGGCAAUUACCUGUAGAUUACCAGUUGUAUUAGUCUAUUCUUGGCUCUGGGGCUAGUAAUCUAAAUCAUUCAAUAGUCGUGAUGCUUAUUUAGGCCUGAACAUUACUCUGUCAGGGUUGGGACCAGCACACAGAGAGGUAGAACUGUUAAUGAUUUACCUCCUACUGUACUUUCUUCAUUACCUCCUACUGUACUUUCUUCAUUACCUCCUACUGUACUUUCUUUGUUGUCUUGUUAUCUUUGGGACUGGUGUCAUCUUUGACCUAGUCAGCAAGAUAGAGCAGAGGGAAUAGCACUUUUGUUGUUGACUUGUUCAUAGAUGGUAUUUACAUUUACGUAAUUUAGCAGACGCUCUUAUCCAGAGAGGGGGGGGGGGGGGGGGGGUAGAAGGAUUACUUUUAUACUAUUCCAGGUAUUCCUUAAAGAGGUAGGUUUUCAAGUUUGGGGUGCCAGAGCAGCGAAUAGCUUUGACUGGGCUGAGCGGGAACUGUGCUUCCGUAGAGGUAGGGGGGCUAGCAGGCCAGAGGUGGAUGAACGUAGUGCCCUCGUUUGGGUGUAGGGUCUGAUCAGAGCCUGAAGGUAAGGAGGUGCCGUUCCCCUCACAGCUCCGUAGGCAAGCACCAUGGUCUUGUAGUAGAUGCAAGCCUCAACUGGAAGCCAGUGGAGUGUGCAGAGGAGCGGGGUGACAUGAGAGAACUUGGGAAGGUUGAACACCAGACGGGCUGCAGCGUUCUGGAUAAGUUGUAGGGGUUUAAUGGCACAGGCAGGGAGCCCAGCCAACUGCGAGUUGCAGUAAUCCAGACGGGAGAUGACAAGUGCCUGGAUUUGGACCUGUGCCGCUUUCUGUGUAAGGUAGGGUCGUACUCUGCGAAUGUUGUAGAGCAUGAACCUGCAGGAUCGGGUCACCGCUUUGAUGUUAGCGGAGAACGACAGGGUGUUGUCCAGGGUCACGCCAAGGUUCUUUGCACUCUGGGAGGAGGACACAAUGGAGUUGUCAACCGUGAUGGCGAGAUCAUGGAGCGGGCAGUCCUUCCCCGGGAGGAAGAGCAGCUCCGUCUUGCCGAGGUUCAGCUUGAGGUGGUGAUCCGACAUCCACACUGAUAUGUCUGCCAGACAUGCAGAGAUGCGAUUCGCCACCUGGUUAUCAGAAGGGGGAAAGGAGAAAAUGAAUUGGGUGUCUGCGUAGCAAUGAUAGGAGAGACCAUGUGAGGAUAUGACAGAGCCAAUUGACUUGGUGUAUAGAGAGAAUAGGAGAGGGCCUAGAACUGAGCCCUGGGGGACACCAGUGGUGAGAGCACGUGGUAUCUGCUAGCGGAACUUUGAUGACCAAGAGAAAAAUCUAAACGUAAUGUCUAAUGUAAACAAAUUGUUCUCGCAUGCGCAUGUUCCGGUAUUCUAUAGGUCAGAAGUCUUUUAUGCAGUCCUUGGAGCCUUCAGUUUCUGCUGAUUCUCUCCUUUUCCUGGAACUUAACUGAUCAAAUUAUGUUAGUGAUUAGCCAGUGAGUCAAUUUGCCCCGGUUACCCAAGUCUUCAUUAGCUGAUUAGGAGGCAAUGAUGAAAGCCAGGACUGGAGACACUGCAGCCCUCAAACAGAGUUGGGGAAAACUGACGUACUCAGUCAUGCGUUCUAAUGUCUCUGUCAACAUAAGAACAUCUUUGGUGUAUCUAAACUGGAUAUCUUUUGUCAUUAGUAAACACAUCAUGUCAAUUGUUUCAGUGAGCUCCACUCAAAUGCGCAGUGGUCUAAGGCACUGCAUCUCAGUGCUAGAGGCGUCACUACAGACCCCCUGGUUAGAUUCCAGGCUGUAUCACAACCGGCCGUGAUUGGGAGUCCCAUAGGACGCUGGGCACAAUUGGCCCAGCAUCGUCCGGGUUUGGCCAGUGUAGGCCGUCAUUUUAAAUAAGAAUUUGUUCUUAACUGACUUGCCUAGUUAAAUAAAGGUAAAAUAAAAAAUAAAAAGAUUGUACUUAUAAUUCCUAUCCACUCACAGUCAUGGAAUGUAGUAAGUUGAGUUUGCCCUAAUGGUUAACAAUAACCAAUCACUUGACCAAAUCUGUUACCAUGUAAUGACAAUAUCAAACCCUGUACACUAUUAUCUGUCAUCCCUUGGCCUACAACUGUUAUUCCACACUACUGUACCUUAAAAGAUCAUUUUGCUUUUUCACAACCAAAUCUCUAUUUGUUGUGGUCCUCUGUAGCUCAGCUGGUAGAGCACGGCGCUUGUAACGCCAAGGUAGUGGGUUCGAUCCCCGGGACCACCCAUACACAAAAAAAAUGUAUGCACACAUGACUGUAAGUCGCUUUGGAUAAAAGCGUCUGCUAAAUGGCAUAUUAUUAUUAUUAUUAUUAUUUUGUAAAAGGAUCCAUAUACUUAUUUUGCGAUUUCACUUGUUUUUGAGAGACUUAGCCCAACCAGCGAUUCACUUCCUCAUCCUCAUUGUGCACUACAGGGGCUCUGAAAAAACAUGAACAAAUGCUCCAAAAACGCCCUAAUACGUCCUUUUAGAAACGUAAAAGCUCUCAGUAUAGUGAUGCUGGUCUUUAGAUGUUGUACACAUUAAAUUGUUUCAUUCCAUACUUUAUCCGCAACGUUAUAUUCCAUUUUGUUGCAAAUCAAUCUGUAUUUGGGUGUUUUUGGAGCAUUUGUUCAUGUUUUUUCAGAGCCCCUGUAUGGCACAAUGAGGAUGAGGAAUUGAAUCGCUGGUUGUGGUAAGUUUCUCAAAAACAAGUGAAAUCGCAAAAAAAGUGUCUGGUCCCUUCUAUAUUACAUGCCAUUUACAUCAAAAAUAGAGAUUUGGUAUUUAAAAAAAAAAGCCAAAUUCUCCUUUAUCAUAUUACAGCCCUGUGGUGGGUGUGUCACACUGAGGUGUGGUGGUGUUAGAGGCGGCAGCAGUGGGUGAAUCAGCUGGCUGGGUCUGGGAGGAGGGGGAUUCUUGGCAUUCAGCCUGAGUCACAGCUCUGAGCUCACCCCAUGACAAACCGUGGAGCACAGCCGCUGUAGUGGGUGUGAGGACAUGCCAUAGCUCCCUGUCACAACAGCUAACACAAACAACUGAUAGCCCUCUAUUCACAUAGCUAGGUUACUUUCCCCUUCAUCAUUUGAGAGAGCAAUACCUUCCCUUCUGCUUGCUUGGGGCUGUGCUCAUUCAUGCUUCUUUAAUGUAAAUCUCUGGACCUGUUUUGAUUUGGUCUUCUUGCCAGUUUCCUUGUUAUGCUUUGCUAAAGGUCAGACUGUUUCUUGGAUAUGAACCAUCAGAGUUCUUGAUGGAAUGUGAAGGCUGAUGCCCAGUAGAACUGAGGUCAUAGAGCCCAUUAAAAUAGGUAGGCAAAUAUCCCCAGCAUCACAGGUAUGAGCUCGUGUUGAAUGUGUGACCGCUGAGGCUAGGGCAGGCGAUGCCUGGUACAGACAAAGAAAGGGAGUGACUGUGUAAAUAUAAAGUCUGAUGCAGUUCGCUACACUGACACUCCCUCCCUCCUUCAUUUUCCUUAACUCCACUAGUUUGGCUCUGUAUCCAUAAACAUUAAGGCCAAAGCUUAGCUCAAAAUAGCAGCCCAGUCUGCUAAUGAGAGAGAGGAAGUGGAGAAUGUCAUUCUUCCCAUUAAAUGUCUUCCUUUUCAACCAGGUCAAGCCUUUGCAAGUAGCCAAAGGAACAUGCAUGUAUCUAUAUGCUUUUGACCAAUACACAUGGUUGCUCGUUUAUGCUUCCUAAAGCCAUAAGCUAAUACCUUUUCUAUAUAUCUAAUCUAACUUUUAGCUUGAGCUGGAUCCUAAAUCCCUUGGUUUUAUUGUAAUUAUCUGCUGUCAACAUUUGUCUGUUUUAUGACUCCUGGUUACAAUAACUUUUAACUAUCAUGACCAUUUUGUUGUUUGUUGUUUUCUUAGAAAACUGCACCUUUUGAUAUUAAACAUGAUAUAAAAUAUGUUUAGGUAAUUUUUUUUACAGUAGUUAUCACCAAGGAUAGAUAGCAUAGCUUGGGCAUGUGGUACCAGUUGUUCCUAUGCGUUUCCUUUCCGGAACAGUUAACCUUGAUAGUCUGUUAGGCUAGUAAAUACAGUUUAGCUAUCUGUUUUUUCCAGAGACUCCACACUGUAAUUGUCCUGACCACAGAUGGGAAUUGGGCCUCUCCUCAAGCUGAUUUUCCUGCAAAUAUAAAGCCUCUUUCUUAUGUUUUUGUGUCUGUAUGAUGAAAUACAUUUACAGAAAGAUGUGACCUUUAGAAAAUUGCCUUCAGCUGCACUACCAUAAACCACUCCAAUGCUAAAUGCUCCAACUCCAAAACGGCAGUGGCCUUUUCAUGUUAUCGUUACCGUUCAUAAAUGUCUUUACGUUAACCACUAUCCAUUAGUACGGCUAAUAAUCUGCAGCGCUUUUUCUGCCGUGUGAGUUUGAUCGAAUGGCGCUUCUUGUCAGGAGAAUACAUUCACUCAUUUCCCUUUUCGUUGUCUUUGUUGUUUUAGGCCCAGAACAAGCAGACUGGGACCCUGGCUGCUGCCAAGGUGAUCGAUACCAAGACAGAGGAGGAGCUGGAGGAUUAUAUGGUGGAGAUUGACAUUCUGGCCUCCUGCGAUCACCGUUACAUAGUCAAACUGCUGGAUGCCUUCUAUUAUGAAAGUAAACUGUGGGUAAGUGGGCUCCCUCUGGAGGAGUUGGGUUUCUCAGAUGUGGAGAACAGGGCCACUUAGUGUUCACAGUUCACACCACUCACACACUUGUGUGCAUACUCAUGAUCCUGCUAAGGUGGGGGAGUUCACCGUCUAACACUUGAGAAACCUCAAUCUAUAUGCACCUUACACAAGUCAAAAAUGAUGAUAUUUCUCAUUUAUAUACAAACCAGUGCUUUAUAGAUUAACCUUACGAUUCAAAUAAGGUCGCCUCACAUUCUCUUAUCAAUGUCGCACCUUAUUCUCUCUCAAGCCCCAGACUUCACAUAGGGAUAGUGCUGAGCGAUACAUAUUUUUAUUAUUAUUAAAUAACUAAUUGACUAAUGUCGGUUCAAUUACUUGAAUUCCAUUUAGUUCUUAUUUUUGUGUGAGCCCAAUGUGCCGUUUCUCUAGAGAGAAAUCAGAUAAUUCACAAGAGAAAUCAAGUCAAGAACUAUGUGGGACACUGGGUUGAAGGGAGUUGUAGUUUUCAUUAAACAAAUAUUCAACCUAGUUCAGCGCAGAAAUGUGGAAAUUAACUACAAUGACCAUCCAUGGCGCUGGUUCUUUCGGAUACACUUUUACGCCUGCUACGUAAGGUUAGAUACACACAGACUGCAUGAUAGAGGAAUGUACACAACACACCGAUGAGAGGCAUAGAGACUGUUCGUGAAAGUUUACCUUUUCUACUUUAAAGAACUAGAACAAUUAUCUUGUCAGACAGCUCUGCAGCAUACUUAGGCAGUCUAGCCUAGCUAAAUAGGAUGGCUAAAGACAGUACAGUAUGGGGAGCACAGAGAUAACAUUAGGUGGUCUGGCUGGCUGGCUGGCUGCUACUGCCUGAGCAGAGAUGAAAUGAUGACUAAGUCAUCAAAUAAAAACCUAAGUAAUGUAUUCAACUUAAAUAUCUUAUUAUUGAUAGUCAUUUACUAUUUUUGUGUUGAUGUCUACCCAAUGUGGACCUGACCUGACAUAAUAAUUUAGUAAUUAUUUCAUAAUGCAUUUCAUGUUUUGAAAAAUAAUCUAAAUCAAAUCAAAACGUGAUUAUUUUUUCAUAAACGAACCAACCUCAAAAAGCACUAAUCACCUUCAACUGCUGUGUAAAUGCUGUCAGUGGAUCCUGUCACACUGUUGGUGUGUUUAGAGAGAACUACCGCGCGAUUACGUCCAGGUGGUAUCAUGUGAUCCCCCGCUGUGGGGCUGCAGCCAUGGGAAGAUAAUGGACUGCUACUCUGGGCUGGAGAAAGUGCUGAUGAAUAAUUUAGAGACCUCAUGCCAUGUAGUGUGUGCCACUGGUUGAGUCCUGAGAGAGAUUAACGUGUAACUUCUGCCUUUAAAACAUGUCAGGCGUUUAGUUAAUGUGUGUGAACAUUCCAUUCAGUCAAAAAAAAGGACUCAUUCAUACCAAACCCUGUGCAACAGUAGGUGAAUGUAGUGAAAUAUACUUAAGGCACUGCCAGUAAAAUGGUAGCUAGUGCCUGAUGACUUACGACGCUGUUAAGGCAUAGUAAAUAAUAAUGGAGGAGAUUUAUGACUGCUUUAAUGAUAAUUGUAUCAUAUUUAAUGUAUGAUAACAUUAGUAAACCAUUUAAAAUGGUUCAUUAUUGUAAAACGGUUAGCCCUCCAUUGAUGUGUAUCAUUACAUAAUGGAUCACCACAGUCUUUCCAUCCUCUUUGUUUAACUCACUGAAUGGGCGUCGCUCAGUGAAGGUUUUGAUUGAUUUGUGUUACAUCCGAUACCUCAAGCUGCUGUUUUACACGUCCUGGCUAUGCUCCCAUGAAUCAGGUGAUUAGUAUAGCUCACAAUAGCUUUUAUCACAGAGGUCAGAGGCUGGUCAGUUUUCACAUCUCCAUAACUGCAUUAGUUCAUGACAUCAUCUGAUAAACCAGACAGAACUUUACCAAUGGCUCAGUGCACUUACCAAUUGCUAAGCCCCACCCCCAUUGGUUACGGUUGCAACCUCGGACAACAUUUUCCUGGGAAGCCCAAUUCCCCAUUCAACCACUGCCGAAAUCCCCUCAUAAUGAUCUCAAACUGUUAGCUAGCCACUGAAUGCCUCUGAAUUCAUUUUUGCCAUAGCCCUCACUGGCUUUCAUGCGAUAUAAACUUGAGCUUAUCUGAGGUGUAGGACUUGACACAGUUGCUAUCCAUUGGAGUGCUGCAAUUGGUUGGCCAAAAUUCUGGGGCGGGGCUUAGCAAAAGGUCAAUUGAUAAAGUUAUGUCUAAUAGUUGUUGUUGUAGAAAGUGUUGGAAUGGUUCUAAGAGGUUAUGUAGACUGUGGGUGAGUGGAGUAGACCUCUCAUUCUCCAGUCUGGCCUUUGUCUGCUGUGUGUGUGGACCAUUGUGUCUGGGGCAAUGGCUGCUACAAUGACUCUUCCUCUUAGGAACAACACUGGAGCAGAGCUCAAUAGAGUAGGCAUUUGUUUUCCUCACAUCAUCCUGUAAUACAAAUAGUGUGGUCAGAUUUGAAUUGCUUGCGGAGAAGUUGCCGUCUGAGGACCACACUUUUUGAAAAAGAGCUGAUUUAAAAAACCUGAUGUAGUUUAUGCUGCAGAUUUAUCUGUCAAACAUGUAUGCCAAACUGAAUCUCUUACAAAAAAUGAGGAAGUCCCUUCAGUUUAAUGAUGAAAAACAAUUGAUAAGAAUUAUUGCACUGGUUAGCAUUGCACCACAGUAAUUGAGAACCUAAAGAGCUUUCACAAGGUUGUAAAGAGAAUUUCUGCUGUGAAGGAUAUCUGUAAUUGAGUGGUCCUUUUACAUGUGAAUUAAGCUCACAAUUUACAUAAUAGAAUUUCUGAAUAUAUCCACUGUGAAAUCCACUCAUCUUAUUGCCCAGUUAAAUGAAAUGACAAGUUUGUGCAUGCAACAGAGAGUAGCUGGAAUCAAUGUGUCUCGCAAGCACCCUUGCGAAACUUUAUUUUCAUCCAGCUCCAAAGAAUUUGACCUCAAGUCUCCCUCCAUUAAAACAUUGAUGUUUUCAGGUUUGAGUGUUACCCUGAAACACGCAUAACAUCGAGGGGAAACAUUGGUACAGUGUAUAGUAACUGUGUAUGUAAUUUCUCUCUCCUCAGAUUCUGAUUGAGUUCUGUGCGGGAGGUGCUGUCGAUGCAGUCAUGUUGGGUGAGUAUGGAUUUUCAAAAAGAUUUACAAAGUAAGUGAAAAAAGGAAUACAUGGAAAAUUACGGCGUCCCUCUGUCCUCAAAGAAAGUCAGAUCAUCACAAAUGUUAUUUUUAUUUCAUUACAAAACAGCCAGUGUAGAAUAUGUUCCCUCCACCCAGUUGGGAGUGGUCAAAGUGUAUAAUUAUCAUAGUUCCCAUUUCUAGGAGUGGUUAGUCCAGUUUUAAUGCCUCAGUACUUUCUGUUGUGUUAUUUUGAAGUUUUAAGGAACCUCCCACCAUUGGUUUAGAGUUGAAUUGGGACUUGCUGAUUUAUAUUUUAGGCAUUUAGCAGACACUCUUAUCCAGAGCGAUUUACAGGAGCAAUGAGGUUUAAGUGCCUUGCUCAAGGGCAUAUUGACAGUUUUUUCACCUAGUCGGCUCAAGGAUUCAAACCAGCGGCCUUUUGGUUACUGGCCUUAUGCACUUAACCACUAGGCUACACAAUCAAGCCAAUCAGAUAUGACUGGGUGUCAGUCUUUACACUGUGAGAUGUAAAAUAUGAAAUUAAUCUGAGGCUUUGAGUUGAGACCACAUGUCCUCCAUUUUGUAACAGCACACUGUCAUUCUAUUAUACCACACAGUUUAUUUCACGACCAACUAUGACUCCCCUCAAGUCAACUCUAGCUUGUAUUUCUAUUUUUAGCGAGUAGAUUACAAUUCACACAGGCUGAUAAUGAUAGCACAAAUAGCCUGUUUUGUGUAAUGAGUUUACAUAUAGGCUGCUACCCUUCUUCACUCUAAGCAUGUAAGUCACAGGAGGCUGGUGGCACCUUAAUUGGGGAGAACAGUCUCGUUCUAAUGACUGGAGCUGAAUAAGUGGAAUGGUAUCAAACACAUGGUUUACAGGUGUUUGAUGCCAUUCCAUUUGCUCCGUUCCGUCCAUUAUUAUGAGCUGUCCUCCCCUCAGCAGCCUCCUGUGAUGUAUGUAUAGGUGGGAGGUGUUGUUAAAGAGCCACUGAAUAUGCCGAUCGGCACUUGUGUUUUUCUGUUGCUCAUUAGAAAAACGCUAUUUCAGUUUGGAGGUGUGUUUCCUGACCUAUUUCGCCUUUGGUUAAUGAUGUUUGUCCCCCAUGAGACAUUGUAGACGCAAAAGCCUAUUUCACUUCCUCAAAAUCCCCAGAAUGAAUCUUAAGAUGAAACAAGAUAUCUGUAAUUAAUGUUGAUGUUUUUGCUGAGGAUGUUUGAGUUGCGCAAUUUUACAUCUUAAGGUGUUUGUUGCAGUAUUUCUCAAGUAAAAUAAAUUGCGACAUGUUCUUUAAUGUAAACCUGCUGGGCAGGUAUGUCUCAUCGUCUAUGCUAUUGGAUAGAGCGCAAUCACCGCAGCUCUUCACCCCAUGUUAGUGGGCAAAUGGACAUCAUCAAAUCAAAAUCCAACCUUCAUUUAACUGUUGUGACGUAUGGAUGGUCCAAACUCCGUUUUUAGAUUAGACUGACUUUAUGACCUAAAUUAUCCUAUUUACACUUUGUUGUCAAUUUUGACACUAGAAUAACUGUUUCUGACUCGAUUACACAGGUUGUUUUUCCAAAGGGAUUUGUUGCUUUUUAAAAGCAGUCACUCUUUAAACAGAUAUGAAAUGUCAUGGUUGAACCUCUUCUGUUGGAACAGGAGUGGUCCAGUGUUGUGACUCACUCUUCCAUGCUGUUGGUCCAGUCAUGACUGCUGGCUGUAGGAAGAUGGGCGUGGAGCAGUGUUCUUUUGCAGUUGCUAAGGGUUACAGCCCCAUGUCUCCAAAUUGUUAUGUCUAGUGUGUGUUCACCAUGUACUAUGAAGGAUACAGUACAUAAAGCAUAGGUAAAACCUUUAUGAAAUGUCAACAAACGACACAAAGUUCCAGUGGAUAGAGAUUUGUGGUACACUAAAUUCAUGUGUCUGCUUCGUCUAUGCCUCUGCAGAGCUUGAGAGGCCUCUGACAGAGCCCCAGAUCCGGGUGGUGUGUAGGCAGACGUUGGAGGCCCUGGCCUACCUUCAUGAGAUCAAGGUCAUCCACAGAGACCUGAAGGCUGGGAACAUCCUCUUCUCACAGGAGGGGGACAUCAAAUUGGGUAAGGCCUUGCCUCGCUGGACCUCUAUUGGCUCUUUGUCUAAGAACAUAUCCUACUGUAUUUCAUGAGUAGUAGGCUGUCCUCUGUUGACUUGAGAAUAGGUUUAACUGGUAUCCUGAAAAUAUAUUGUUAAAAUGUCCUUAAUGUGACACUCCUAAUAGGCUUUAAGCUUAGGAAAGUGUGGUGUUACUACCCCUUUACUUUGAGGGCCUUUGCAUCCAGCCCAGGAGAGAAUGUAGUGGACUGGUCACUGGCCUGAUAUGUGUUGUUAAAAAUACAGGAUUCAUAAAUAUAAUAACCUAAUGCACCACUUGUAAUGUGGGGGAAAGUUCAAAAUAGUGAUGAUUCAUCAUCAUUAUUGGCAACAUGCAGGCUGCAAAUGUAUGUAAAUGAAGCCUUGGAUAUGUAAAUGUUGCAGUUGAGUUAAGUGAUGGCACCCAUAGCUACAGUUUCCAUGAUGAUUCAUAUGAUGUAGGCAUACGGAGGGUCAUGACGGGGCUAGGCGUAGCCUUAAUUAGCAGGCAGUCGCUAGGGACACAACAUGCUUCAUUUUAUCUCUCACAUGUACACUAAGACUGCAGUUAGAGGCAAAGUAACAUUCAGAAAUAAUCACAAGGUAGUGUCGCAAUGACAGGCUCCAAGUACAAAAUUAAGGAGUAUAUUGUGAAUGUGGAUGUAUAUUAACUUAGAUUUCUUAUAAAAACAUAAUUAAAUGCUCUUAAGCCAUAUAUAAACCAAGUAGCAGCAAUACAAGUCAUUGUGGUGACAUCACCAUACACAUCCAUUAAGUCUCUCUGUCAUUCUCCAUCUCCACCCAACUGCCAAACUACUAAAUUCUGAAUCAAUGUCUGUUUUCAGCUGACUUUGGCGUGUCCGCUAAGAAUACCAUGACGCUACAAAGAAGAGAUUCUUUCAUUGGCACUCCAUAUUGGUGAGUCAUGCUGUUCUGAUUCUUUACGUAUAAAUUUUUAUAGCUUCUGAUUUGAACUGAACAAAACUUGUAUGAGGAGUAUUUCAUAUCCACGGGGCAACCAUUUGUUUCGCAGCGAUGAUGUCAAGCUAAUUACCAGUAUAUUACUGUAGGGGUGAAUGAAAAAGCUCUUUCAGAAUGUCCAAUGCACUGACUCAUGUUCCAAAUACCGUAUUUUCCGUACUAUAAGGCGCACCGGAGUAUAAGCCGCAGCAGCUAAAUUGAAUGAUAUUGAAUGAUGUGUACAUAUAUAAGCCGCACUGGACUAUAAGCCGCAGGUGUUUUAAUGUUUAAUUACCAUAUGUAAGGGUUCGUGCACAGAGGGGAUUGUCGGGAAAGAGACAAACUGUCUCGCUCUCGUAAUGUCUGUCUGUCUUGCUCUCGUUCUGUCUCUCGUACCACUCUCGGUUCCACUUUUACUUUUGCGCGCUACCUGUCUCACUCUUUUCCGGCCUCCAGCUUUUCCUGCUGGAGCCCGCCGCUUAAAGGUGGGGGGCGCGGACCGGUCAUAGAGCCCAUAGAGUUAAAGUUGGUGGACUGUAACCUGUAAAAUCCAUAGAUUUAGGAGGUCUUCUAGUGGCCGUUAGCUGUAAAAAUCCAUAGAUUAGCCGCACCGUUAUAUAAGCCGCAGGGUCGAAAAAUUGGAAAAAAGGCGCGGCUUAUAGUCCGAAAAAUACGGUAGUAUACUCUUUGAAAAUCACACCAGAACACACACCCAGUGUACACACAAACACACUAGCUUUCACCUACACACACACACACACACACACAUAAACUAAUGGAACACUUGGGCAUUCACUCACUCACUCUCGCAUGCACAACACACACAAACACCAGGGUUUCCGUUAGGAAAAUAUGGUGCCGGACAUUUGACCGGCAGCAUUUUAAUUUACCGGACAUUUGAGAAAUUUACCAGACACAUAUGCAUUGGGUGCGUAACCUGAUUAGGGCGUCCACCCACAGUGCUCAGAAUGACAAAAAUCAAAUUUAGAUUAUGGCCAUUUAUAUUAACAGAAAAUGCAAGUCGAGAAUGCAACGAUGUGCGGUCCUUACCUCAUUCUGAUGCGCACUUUGAAGAUGUUAGAAUAACUGUCCACAUUUACAUUAGCCAACAAGAUGAGUAAAGAACAGCAAAAAUCACUAGCCUAUGUCAAUCUCCUAUCCCCCAUAGUAGAAAAGUUUACCUAUUCUAUUGGGCAGCUUGUCGAGAAAGAAAUAGCCUAUUCCAAACAGACUCUGGAACAGUUGUGUGACGUUAGAUCCCACAUUUAUACAACCAGUACAGUGAGGGAAAAAGUAUUUGAUCCCCUGCUGAUUUUGUAUGUUUGCCCACUGACAAAGACAUUAUGGGUCUAUAAUUUUAAUGGUAGGUUUAUUUGAACAGUGAGAGACAGAAUAACAACAACAAUAUUAUAAAUUGAUUUGCAUUUUAAUGAGGGAAAUAAGUAUUUGACCCCUCACAUGACUUAGUACUUGGUGGCAAAACCCUUGUUGGCAAUAACAGAGGUCAGACGUUUCUUGUAGUUGGCCACCAGGUUUGCACACAUCUCAGGAGGGAUUUUGUCCCACUCCUCUUUGCAGAACUUCUCCAAGUCAUUAAGGUUUCGAGGCUGACGUUUGGCAACUCGAACCUUCAGAUCCCUCCACAGAUUUUCUAUGGGAUUAAGGUCUGGAGACUGGCUAGGCCACUCCAGGACCUUAAUGUGCUUCUUCUUGAGCCACUCCUUUGUUGCCUUGGCCGUGUGUUUUGGGUCAUUGUCAUGCUGGAAUACCCAUCCACGACCCAUUUUCAAUGCCCUGGCUGAGGGAAGGAGGUUCUCACCCAAGAGUUAACGGUACAUGGCCCCGUCCAUCGUCCCUUUGAUGCGGUGAAGUUGUCCUGUCCCCUUAGCAGAAAAACACCCCCAAAGCAUAAUGUUUCCACCUCCAUGUUUGACGGUGGGGAUGGUGUUUUUGGGGUCAUAGGCAGCAUUCCUCCUCCUCCAAACACGGCGAGUUGAGUUGAUGCCAAAGACCUCGAUUUUGGUCUCAUCUGACCACAACACUUUCACCCAGUUAUCAUCUGAAUCAUUCAGAUGUUCAUUGGCAAACUUCAGACAGGCCUGUAUAUGUGCUUUCUUGAGCAGGGGGACCUUGCGGGCGCUGCAGGAUUUCAGUCCUUCACGGCGUAGUGUGUUACCAAUUGUUUUCUUGGUGACUAUGGUCCCAGCUGCCUUGAGAUCAUUGGCAAGAUCCUCCCAUGUAGUUCUGGGCUGAUUCCUCACCGUUCUCAUGAUCAUUGUAACUCCACGAGGUGAGAUCUUGCAUGGAUCCCCAGGCCAAGGGAGAUUGACAGUUAUUUUGUGUUUCAUCCAUUUGCGAAUAAUUGCACCAACUGUUGUCACCUUCUCACCAAGCUGCUUGGCGAUGGUCUUGUAGCCCAUUCCAGCCUUGUGUAGGUCUACAAUCUUGUCCCUGACAUCCUUGGAGAGCUCUUUGGUCUUGGCCAUGGUGGAGAGUUUGGAAUCUGAUUGAUUGAUUUCUUCUGUGGACAGGUGUCUUUUAUACAGGUAACAAACUGAGAUUAGGAGCACUCCCUUUAAGAGUGUGCUCCUAAUCUCAGCUCGUUACCGGUAUAAAAGACACCUGGGAGCCAGAAAUCUUUCUGAUUGAGAGGGGCUCAAAUACUUAUUUCCCUCAUUAAAAUGCAAAUCAAUUUAUAACAUUUUUGACAUGCGUUUUUCUCGAUUUUGUUUGUUGUUAUUCUGUCUCUCACUGCUCAAAUAAACCUACCAUUAAAAUUACAGACUGAUCAUUUCUUUGUCAGUGGGUAAACGUACAAAAUCAGCAGGGGAUCAAAUACUUUUUUCCCUCACUGGAGGCCUAGGCUACAUAAAAAAUCUAAAUAAAUACAAAAAAAAGCCAUGAGUCUGAUGAAACAGAUCAGAACAUUCAGCUUAAAAUGUUGAUUAACUAUUAUUUCUUCACAUUAUAAGCUUAGCAAUGAGCACAAGGCAGUAGACUACAUGUGAAUGUUCCUUCCAUAACGCAAUUAUUGGGAAAACACUUGUCAAAAGCGCAUUGCACAUGCGAGCGGCUUCAUGUGACAGAAAUUUAGAAAGAGGGGAGAUCUAAUAUGCAAAAACUAGCAUGGGUUGCUAAUACUCUAGGAUUGUGCGUUUGGCUACUGGACAAUGAAAGACAGUUGAUAUAAAAGAAUUGCCUCCAUGGAUAUGGUCUGAUUUUGGCUAGGCUAUUUUGAAGCAAGGUAAGACAUGCCUUAUGUGUAGUAAAACGUUCAAGUUUCAAACAAUUAAGUAUAUGUUUUCAAAAUGCAUACUGCCUCCAGCUCAUUGCAAAGUGGUGUGUGACGCGCUGAUGAAGCCUGCCUUCCAUUGCCUAUGCAAUUUCUGUUUGAAAUGCUGUAGCAGCAGCUCUCGCGUGGUCGUACAGAUUUUUCACUCAAAGGCUCUGUAUCUGUAUGCUGUACGCGUGUGAUAAAUAAGAUACAUAACGAAUAUACUGUACACGUGCCAAUUUAAUUUGGCUAAAUUAUGCAAAUUACCUAUAGAGAGAUAAGCAUGACCGGUCAAAAGUGCCUUUGGAAAGUAUUCAGAUUCCUUUACUUUUUCCAAGUAUAACUUCUGGAGGAGACCUGGCACCAUCCCUACGGUGCACCAUGGUGGUGGCAGCAUCAUGCUGUGGGGAUGUUUUUCAGUGUCAGGGACUGGGAGACUAGUCAGGAUCGAGGGAGAGAUGAAUGGAGCAAAGUACAGAGAGAUCCUUGAUGAAAACCUGUUCAGGACCUCAGACUGGGGCGAAGGUUCACCUUCCAACAGGACAAAGACCUUAAGCACAUAGCCAAGACAACGCAGAAGUGGCUUCGGGACAAGUCUCUGAAUGUCCUUGAGUGGCACAGCCAGAGCCCGGACUUGAACCCGAUCGAACAUGUAAAUGUAUAUUUCAGUUUUUAUUUUAUUUUUGUUAUGCAAACAUUUCUAAAAUCCAGUUUUUGCUUUGUCAUUAUGGGGUAUUGUGUGUACAUUGAUGAGGGGGAAAAAAACUAUUUAAUCCAUUUUAGAAUAAGGCUGUAACAUAACAAAAUGUGGAAAAGGUCAAGGGGUCUGAAUAUUUUCCGAAGGCACUGUAUUUCCAUCGACUGGUUAUUUCCAUCAGGAAACAGGAUUUUUUCUUCUUCUCCCGGACAACUGGCCGGAGCCAAUUGUAUUAAUCGUCUUUUUCAAGUUUAUUAUCAGCCAAAAGCCGGCUAUUACCGACUAACGUAAACCCUGACACACACGUACACAUACUAACACAACCUCUCUCUCCUCUGGUUCUCCAGGAUGGCUCCAGAGGUGGUGAUGUGUGAGACAUCUAAGGACCGUCCGUACGACUACAAGGCUGACAUCUGGUCCCUGGGGGUCACCCUGAUUGAGCUGGCACAGAUAGAACCUCCCAACCACGAGAUGAACCCCAUGAGAGUCCUGCUGAGAAUAGCCAAGGCCGAUCCGCCCACACUCAUGCAGCCUUCACGCUGGUGAGAGUGUAGAAUAAUGUUAUAGCGAGUGAUGGAAUGAGUCAGGACUGGUGUCGUAGAAACAGACCCUAGACCAGGUGAUGGAACACAGUGAAUUGUAGUCUGAAAUAUGUAUCCCCCUCUGUUUGGCAGGUCACCAGAGUUCAAUGACUUUCUGAGGAAGGCGCUGGACAAGAAUGUGGACCGUAGGUGGGGCACAGCACAGCUCUUGCAGGUGAACGACUCGGCAUGUCCGAUAACCUGCAUAUAUAAAAAAGAAAAAAACUUGCUUUAUUGUUUCCAAGCCUUCUUUCCAUCUAUUGUCACAUGCGAAGAACAAACAUCUUGAAUACCCCGCCCUAACACUUAUUUUAAAGUGUGUGCUGAUGUCACACGUAUGCCCCUGUAUUGACUACAUGUUGUGGGAUAAUUUACUACCUUGUAUUGAUUGUAUUGUGUUUCCCCACCACUCCAUACAGCAUCCCUUUGUUAGCAGUGUAGUUGACAACAAACCUCUGAGAGAACUGAUUGCUGAGGCCAAUGCUGACGUCUUAGAGGAAAUUGAAGAAGGUAAAGAGGAAGAGGAAGAAGAAGAGACGGAUGCAACUCUGGUAUGUAGUAUACCACACUGUUUUCAUCAUUCAAUAUGGAAUAGUGUCAUAAAAGGUCAUAAAGUCUCCCAGCAUUGAUUGGCCAUGUGUUUUCCCUGUUUCUGUGAAGGUGGUGCCCGGACAUAAGCGAGCGCCAUCAGACACCAGCAUGGUCAGCUCUGAGGAUGAGAAGCUCUCCGAGACCACCUCUACACUGGACUCAGUCACAGAGAAGACAGAGCCUGAGACUGCAGAGGAUAAGACCAGUGAUAAGCUGUCUGACGAUGGCCUGGGGACCAGUGUGGUCGACAGGGCAGAGGGUGAGAAACUGAACGAGGUGUCUGAUGCCAGUAAUGAGGACUUAAUCAAUGGACAGGUGAAGCCCAUGGAGCCCAAACCAGAGGAAAGCCCUGCAGGAAAGCUUGAGGAGAUUCCUGACCGUCAGAUCACCAUUGUGUCAGAAGCACCAUCAGACACACAGGAGAGUGUGAUUGUGAGUGAGGAGACGGGGGAAGAGGAGAAAGUAGAGGAUGGACCUCUACAAGUAUUCGUGGAGGAAAGAGUAGAAGUAGAGGAGCAUCAGACAGAAGAGGAGGAGGAGGAGAAGGUGAAGAGGGAACCAAUCACAGAGGAUCCAGAGGUGAUUCUCCAGCCUCCCACCGAAUUCACAGAUCCAGGGGACCAGCCUAGUAGUGCUUUAGAGGAACCUGGCGCCGUGUCGACAGAGGUCAAUGCUAAACCAGAGGAGACUGAGAAGGAGACACUCAUAGAGGAGAUGACAGAGGAGGUUAAACCAGAGGCUGAUGGGGUCACAGACAUAAACACAGACACCGACGUGAUUGAAGACACAGACGCAGACAACACAGAAUCGGACGUCAACACAGACGCAGAGGUAGAUGCAGCUGAGGGCUCCACAGAGGUCUCUGCAGACACAGAACCCCAAAGAGACAAUAAUGUAAUACCGGUGGUGGUUCUUGAGGAGGGGACAACAGAAGAAAGGGAGGAGAAGCCACCAGCUGAGGAAGCGCGAUCCCAGAAUACCGUUUCGGAGUCAAAGACCGACCAGGAAAGCACUCCUGUUAAGUCGAAGCCAGAUGUGGAGAAGGACUUGGACUCUGGGAGCAGCUCUGCAGCCGAUAGCAACAGCAUGGACCUCAACCUGUCCAUCUCCAGUUUCCUGUCCAAAAAGGCUGAGUCGGGAUCUGUGUCCAUACAGGUAACAAGGCAGAAGUUGACCAAUGAUGACAAAUGUGUCCCAGAUACAGGAUGUACAGUGUCAUUCAAGUGAACAUCCUAUUUAAGGGGCCAAAAUAUGCACUUCAAUUCAGACAUUACAUAAAACAAUAUCCUUUUCUCCGCAGGACACGAGACGGCAGAAGAAGACUCUGAAGAAGACCCGUAAGUUCAUGGUGGACGGAGUAGAGGUCAGUGUGACCACGUCAAAGAUAGUCACCGAUAACGACACCAAGAACGAGGAGAUGAGAUUCCUGAGGUAGGUCUCUCCUCUGUACCGUGACUAAAUAUGGCAUGUGACCCAUUUCGGAGUCCUGCCAUAAAUAGUUAUCAUUCAUUGCUCAGUUCCCUGGCUUUUACAACUCCAAGAUUGAUGAACAACGAUGAAAGGUAGACUUUUAUGGUCUAUUUUGGCCAUAUAUUUUAAAGAGCAGUGGAAAAAAUACUCACCUGCUCCAUCUCAAAUGUCAUCUGUUGUUCCUCUUUUGGUGUCAAGAGUUGACCUUCUUGUGAUUCCCUGACCUGAGAGCUGGGUUCAUUCCAUUUUGACUCAAUUUCAAGUUAAAUCAGGAAAUUAACCGGUCACCUUACUCACCUAUGGACAGAUUCCAUGCCCCUCCAGGGAGUUAAAUAUAAUAUGUUACAAAUCAUUUGUUGGAAGGUGGAAAUCUGUUGAGUCCAAUUGUGAACUGUUAUUGUGUGUUGUCAGGCGCCAGGAGCUGCGAGAACUGCGUCUGCUGCAGAAGGAGGAGCAUAGAGCCCAGCAAGAGCUCAGCAACAAGCUGCAGCAGCAGAGAGAACAGAUCUACCGCCGCUUUGAGCAGGAGAUGACCGUGAGUCACCCAUCCUGGUGCAUCUAUCUGUGUGUGCUGUUGUUGUCGUCUAGGGAUGUCCCCUUGGAAACCAGAUGAUUCAUAUCAAUGGGUUUUUAUCCUGCACACAUAUUCAGAUAGAAAUGAAUAACAAAAUGAGUAACUGUUAUUCCCUCUGGUCAUGUUAGAAUACUUAAAAAUAUACAUCCCUCCGAAUCCUUUCACUGAUGUGACAGGGUUUUACUGGUAAAAGAAAUACAAUAAGAAACCUUGCUUUUCAGAAUCUGUUGUGAAUGUAUUGUUAUGUUUUAAAAAUGGUAUAAGUGCCUUAAUUUUGCUGGACCCCAGGAAGAGUAGCUGCUGCCUUGGCAGGAACUAAUGGGGAUCCAUAAUAAAUACAAAUACACUCAAAACAUGCAUUUGCCAUUCCACUAAGGAUCAAAUCAAAUCAAAUCAAAUGUUAUUGGUCACAUGCGCCGAAUACAACAGGUGCAGACAUUACAGUGAAAUGCUUACUUACAGCCCUUAACCAACAGUGCAUUUAUUUUUAACAAAAAAAGUAAAAAUAAAACAACAACAAAAAAAAAGUGUUGAGAAAAAAAAGAGCAGAAGUAAAAUAAAGUGACAGUAGGGAGGCUAUAUAUACAGGGGGGUACCGUUGCAGAGUCAAUGUGCGGGGGCACCGGCUAGUUGAGGUAGUUGAGGUAAUAUGUACAUGUGGGUAGAGUUAAAGUGACUAUGCAGUCAAAUCUGUCAACAGAAACUAAUCAACUCUAAUCACUCAAACAGUGGAUAGGCAUUUGUCUUGGUGAAAGCCUGAUCUUAAUAAUCCCAGGUGUGCUCCUCCAGGGUAAGAAGCGUCAGUACGACCAGGAGGUGGAGAACCUGGAGAAGAAACAGAAGCAGACCAUCGAGCGUCUGGAGCAGGACCACACCAACCGGCUGAGGGACGAGGCCAAACGCAUCAAGGCCGAGCAGGACAAGGAGCUCUCCAAGUUCCAGAACAUGCUCAAGAACCGCAAGAAGGAGGUAAGGAGCCAUGGGGCAUGUGGGGCUGUGCAUGUGCAACGCAUUCAACUCUUGUCAUGAAUGGAAAGGGCAUGAGACUGUUGGGGACUGGGGCUUGCUUACCGGAGCUGGUGUGCUGAUAUCUAAAUAAACUCCCAUUUUGCUUUGCUGUUGAUACCUUCCGUACAUUGGGGUAUACUUUAUAAAGGGUUUAUAAACCGUUUCUUAUAGUCUAUAGCUGUAAUAAGCCCAUAUCAUGCCUUUUAUCAUGAUUUCUUUGGGGUGCAACAUGGUGAUUCUCUGCUCAACAGCUUUGGCAUGCAACACUCUAUCCAAAAUGACAGUGGUGUUGCGGUAUUUUUUGAUACUAGUCAUGCAUACAAUAUGUGCUUUUUUUAUUCCAUGCCAUGGAUCUGAAAAUGAUGUGGCUUCUUUUGCCAAGUUCUAUAAAUCAUGCGUUCAGUUUUUUGUCUAGAGUACAUGCAAUGUAGCUUAGCUUUACUGUGUCUCUAAUUCAUACUGCUCUUAUAACUCCAUUAGCUAUCCGGGAAGCUUUAAGUAUUCUGCCAUGUUGGUGAAGUGUUCUCAGGCAACUCUCGUGGCCAAACCUAUCCAACUAUGUGAUGGUGGUUAUCUCAUACAUGCAUGGCAAUCCUACAGACCUGAUUAGACUGACUGCUCUCGCUGCUCAACUGAACAAAGCAACUACUUUGAACCUAUACAGGAUCUGCACUGGCUCCUGGAAUGAAUCUUUUAGAAUACAUAUUUUUUCUGGAAUAGUUGUUUUAUAUAUUGUUAAAUUACAUAUUGUAUUAUAUGGCUAUUAAUAUUGUAUUUUAAGGUAUAUUAGUCCAUACAUGUAUUUGACUGUACUGUAUUUAUAUGUAAGUAACCAUGUCUCUUGUGUGAGUGUGUGUGAGUUGGGUUUGGUGAUGGGAUGGAGGACUUUGGGAAACUAAUAUUGUUAAAGGCUCAAAGGAUUACAUCUUUGAUGAAACACUUCAGUGGCCUUGUGAAGUAUUGUAGCAGUUUAGGCCUUUUACAUUUACAUUUUAGUCAUUUAGCAGACUGACCAGUGAUCCCAAGGUUGAUGCACAUUCAAAUACCAAGAUGUCCCAAGAGAAUGUCCUGACAAAAGAAAACUGUUUGCAAGGGGUUUGGUCAGGAGAAACCUCUGGAAAUUAUUUUGUUGCCAUGUCUCAACAAAACUGCCUUAGUCUGUGGUCAAAACUAAAAUGAUAUUUUACACACUGGAUUAGUAGUGUGCACCUUCUUAGUGAUCACUGUGUACUGUGUAAGCAUUCUGUACUUACGAUUGAUUCUCUCUAAAGGACUUGCAUGGUGGGAAGGUAACACUAGGGAAUUAUUCCAGACUAACUUGUUUUCCUAUUUAACACUGCAAGCUGAUUUAAUCAUACAGGUAUCAAGUCAAAUCUGUCAACAGAAACUAAUCAACUCUAAUCACUCAAACAGUGGAACAAUUUAUUUGCUCUAAAGCUUUUGGAUACUCUACUAAUCAAACAAACGCAAAACAUUUCCUAAUUAAAUCAAACACCAACCACUUGGAGAUCUAGCAUGGAGACACUAUCAAUCAAACCAGGGUUUGUGGAUAUCUAAAGUAAUUUAUCAGGGCCUUGCAUGACUUUUCCCUAGUUAUUAUGACUGACGUACAUAGCGGUCCAGGAAACUACAACUCCCAGUUUUCCCACACUAUAGGUGAAACAGGAAGUUGAACAGUCACCCAAAUUCAUGAGGAGAGAGCUCAUGAAACUCUUAAAGGAAGACCUAUCUCUCAUUCAGACUGCAAAGGUAAAUGUCCACCUACUCACUCACUCACACGCGCGCACACACACACAUUUUCUCAACUCUUGUCCCACAAAUACACCGCUCUUCGAAUGUCUCAGAGCGUUGUUGAGGCAAGAUCUCAUCCCCCUUGUUCUUCUUUUUCCCUCAAUUUUUAAAAUGUUUGUUUUCAGGAGUUGGUUAGGUCAGUUCUUUACCUGACAGUGAAAGAAGGAGCAAAUCAGAAAGGUAGCAUGGAAGUUUAACACAGUGUUGUAUGGAUCGCUGGAAUAGAAGUGUGACUAGUAGUUCCUACUGCAUAGGCAACUCCAUCUGACCACGCAUGAAUAGGACAACAACAACAACACUAACCCAUCCUGUAUUCUUUAUGCAUAUGAAUAACCUGAAUUGAAUUAACUUUCUCCUCCUACCGUGUCAUGCCCCUCACUCCUGCUUUAGUCUACCCCUAAAACAGAAAAAGGUUUAGAAACUCAGGGAGAGUGUGUCUGGUGUGUGCGUGUGGUUGUUCCUGUGAUUUUGUGUGUUGACUGAAGGAGUGUCUUCAUGUGUUUCUCAGCCUGUGUUGUGGCGAGUGUCUGUCUGUCUUUAUGUGUGUGUGUGUGUGUGUGUGUGUGUGUGUGUGUUUUCCUCAAGCCUGCUGUGUGUAGCAUGUGCUCUCUCCCUGAUCUGGAUGAGUGCGCUGUGUGCUCUCCUCCACAGGGUGUGGCCCAGGUUAUGAUACAGUCUUUUCAGUUGUCCUCAUGUGCUCUCUUCAACGCUCAGAUGCAGGAUGUAAGUUGUCACCCCCUCUCCGUCUCUAUCGGCCUCCUGCUCACAUGUGCAUGUCUUCGUCAAAGUGUAAAGCUAGUGAGACUGCACAUGCGAGCAUUGUGGUGUUGAUGUAUUGCAGUGUUGUCACUGUGUUGGUGCAGUGGUACUUCUCCUUUUGUUUGAUAUCUCUUCUGCUACGCACUGUUACUGUACAUGUGUCCUGUAUGUUACGCCCCCACCUGUGACAUCACACUGUUUGGGAGACUACAACAGAGCUGAACCUUUUUUUAAAGAUUCUGAAACCCUUUUUUGUGGUGUGAUCCAAUGGAGAGUAGUUUAUGGUAACUCUAGGUUAUGCUAAUGCUCUUGGAUUAAAACCUAACAAGUUAAUAUGUAUAAUAUUGUAAAUGUUAUAGUAGUGUAGCCUGAUGAGAAAUAUCAGAUAAUUAAUCUUUGUUAAAGCUGCAAUAUGUAACUUUCUGGGCGACCUGACCAAAUUCACAUAGAAAUGUCAGUUAUAGAUCUGUCAUUCUCAUUGAAAGCAAGUCUAAGAAGCGGUAGAUCUGUUCUAUGGGCAUUAUUUCUAUGAUUCCCAUUCUUAAGUUUAGUUUUUGUGUCUUUUACUUUAGGUUUUGUACACCAGCUUCAAACAGCUGAAAAUACAAUAUUUUUGUUUAUGGAAAAUAUAUUUCACAGCAGUUUAGACGGUACAAUGAUUCUCUACACUAUACUUGCUUGUUUUGUCACAAACUGAAAUUAGGUAUUACUAUUAGAAUUUUAGCAACCAGGAAAUAGCGUAGCCAUUUCUGCAUAGUGAAUCUUUAAACUUCAUUUUCUACUGGAAAGCUUUUCCUCAGUGAUGUCUUCAGAAGGCAUGACCAGGAAAAUAACGUUGGUUUCAUGUUUAAUACUCAUGUAAACAUACCCCUCAACAACAAUAACCAGAAACAUUAUUUUACUCUAGUGAUGUUACGUAUAAUUUACUCUUUCUGUGAAUGUCAAUUUGGAUGUCGUCAUACAUGGAAACUGGAUCUCGACUGGGUUGUUAACAUUUUUGCUCUCUUUCCAUCCAUUCCAAUGUUGGAUAAUUCCCAUGACUUCUGACUGUCUCUUUGUUUUACUGACUGCAGUCAAUGAUGUGCUUCUUCUUUGGAGUGUAGUACUGUACUGUGUUGAUCUCUAAUAGUGGUUGGCAUGGUAUUUAUGAAAGUUCCUCCAUGUAGUCUGCACUGUUCUGGCUGUCCCUGGUGUGUGCUGCACAAUAAAUACAAUCUCUCAUGUUUGCCUCUUUCCUUCUCUCUCCCCUCUCUGUCGUCUACACUUAACCCCUGUCCUUUCUAAAUGUUCCCUAUCCCUGUCCCUCAUGUCUAUACUACACUCCCACCAUUUGGGUCUGCUUUUACCCCAACAUCUCCUGCAUCCCUCCUCCCCAUGCCCAUGUCUCAUCCCUCCUCCAUCUUCUGUCAAUUAACCCCCAUCUUCCCACGUAUUGUCCUCUUAUCCCUUUACCUUGCCCCACUUCCUCCCCUUAUCCCUGCUCACUCCCUUUCCAUCCCCCAUACCCUCUCUCUAUCUCCCCCUCUCUUCCCCUUCUCUCCAUCCUCAGGAGCAGGAGUUUCUGCAGAAGCAGCAGCAGGAGUUGGAUGGAGCCCUGAAGAAGAUCAUCCAGCAGCACAAACAUGAGAUCGCCACCAUCGAGAGAGACUGCCUCAACCACAAACAGCAGCUAAUGAGAGGUGAGAGAGAGAUUUACAGUACCAUAGAGAGCAAUAAUACAGCAAACUUAUCCACAUUCAACAGCUAAUGAGAGGUGAGAGAGAGAUUUACAGUACCAUACAGCAAAUUUAACCACAUACAACAGCUCAUGAGAGGUGAGAGAUUUACAGGACCAUAGAGAGCAAUAAUACAACAAACUUAACCACAUACAACAGCUCAUGAGAGAUGUGAGAGAGAUGUACAGUACCAUAGAGAGUUAUGAGCACAGCAACUUAACCACAGUUAUGAGAAAAAAUACAUAUUACCAUAGAGAGACUGCCUAAGAGAAAUCUAAAUAAUUGAACAUGACUUUGGCUACCUCAACGGGUGAAGGCCUUCUGUUAUAUGAAAGAUUUGAUGGUGAAAUAAUACUAUUGUAAAUGGUGAAGUUCUCAGUGGAGUGAUGUGUUACAACUUGCCCACCACAGUGAUGCAAUUUCCUGAAUGACUUAUUUGUGACAAGCCUGUCUCCAGAUGGUGCUCUUUACCGGAAAUGCUGCUCGUGUGUGUUGCGUGACCAUCCCGCCUGACGUGUCUCUGGUCUCCUCCCUCAGCUCGAGAGGCAGCCAUGUGGGAGCAGGAAGAGCGCCACCUGCAGGAGAAGCACCAGCUGCUCAAGCAGCAGCUCAAAGACCAGUACUUCAUGCAGAGACACCAGCUGCUCAAGAGACAUGAGAAGGUAAGGGCUCUGGGACCUACUGAACAGCUCUGGUGAAAUACAAUCCAUUAUUGUUAUUAUCUACUGUACAUCAGGAAAUCUGGACUGAGGGUAGAGAGUGAGGUGCAUUACAUUUUGACACUAAUGGGUGAUUUGAAAGUGUGCUGAAAGGUUAGAGCUGUCAUUUCAAUGCAUUUCAUUGUGGAUCCAGAUAAAGUAUUGAAAUGUGUUCUGUAGGAAAUGGAGCAGAUGCAGCGCUACAAUCAGCGUCUGAUUGAGGAGAUGAAGAACAGGCAGGCCCAGGAGAGAGGGCGUCUGCCUAAGAUCCAGCGGGGCGAUGCCAAGACACGCAUGGCCAUGUUCAAGAAGAGCCUCCGCAUCACCUCUGCACCUGGCACCCCAGAGCAGGAAAGGGAGAAGAUCAAACAGGUAUAUUAUAGUGUGUACACACAGUUAUUAUUCUUUUUAAACAGAAUAAUGUGAGAUGUGUGUUUGUUCCAGUUUGCAGCCCAGGAGGAGAAGAGGCAGAAGAAUGAGAGACUCCAUCAGCAUCAGAAACAUGAGAACCAGAUGAGGGACCUGCAGCUGCAGUGUGACUCCAACAUCAGAGAGUUGCAGCAGCUUCAGGUACAACACACACACACACUUGCCCCUACACACACUCACACAUUAUGUGGUUUCAUUUAGUUAUUAUGUGGGUUCAUUGGGUAUGUUAUACAAUGAAACCCAAUGAGCAAAGCUAGACAGUAGGUAUUUGGCACUCAACCAUAACAAACUUAAUCUGGGGCUUACACAUAGACUAUAUAGAUGGCGCCGAUAGACAUGGCCGCCUUGUUUCAGGCUCCUAAGCAACUUUGCAGUAUAUAUUUUUGCAGCCGGCAAAGGGGUAUUCGGAGUGGACUUUUAGUCCGACUCAGGAGCCGUGCACACCAUCCACCGCUUCCGAGUAUAUUACUCUGGACAAUAAAGUAGACGAGCUCAAGCCGAGGGUCUCCUUCCAGAGAGACAUCAGGGACUUUAACAUACUCUGUUUCACGGAUUCAUGGCUCUCUCCGGAUAUACUGUCCUCAUCCAUACAGCCAGCUGGGUUUUCAAUACAUUGUGCGGAUAGGAAUAAAGAAGUCUCUGGGAAGAAAAAAGGCGGAGGUGUAUGUUUCAUGAUUGACUACUCAUGGUGUGAUUGUGGUAAUGUAUAGCAACUAAAGUCAUUUUAUUCACCCGACCUAGAAUACCUCACAAUAAAAUGCAGACCUCAUUACCUCUCUAGAGAAUUUUCUUCGGUUAUCGUCACAGCCGUGUAUAUUCCCCCUCAAGCCGAUACCACGACAGCUCUCAAGGAGCUACACUGGACCUUGUGCAAACUGGAAACUGCAUAUCUGAGGAAAACGCUACCGAAGUUCUAUCAACACAUCGCCUACAGUACUCGCGCUUCAAAAACUCUCGACCAUUGCUGCUCUCACUUCGGGGAUGGCUACAAGGCCCUCCCCCAACCUCCGUUCUGCAAAUCAGAUUGCUCCUCCCUCCCAGAAACUUAAACAGGUAGUACCUGUGCUGAGGUCUAUUCAACGCUGGUUCGGCCAAUCAGAAUCCAGCCAAAAACAUUUAAACUCAGUUUUUCAGAAUUCCUGACAUUUAAUCCCAAUAAAAAUUCCCUGUCUUAGGUCAGUUAGGAUCACCACUUCAUUUUAAGAAUGUGAAAUGUCAGAAUAAUAGCAGAGAGAAUUAUUUAUUUCAGCUUUUAUUUCUUUCAUCACAUUCCCAGUGGGUCAGAAGUUUACAUACACUCAAUUAGUAUUUGGUAGCAUUGCCUUUAAAUUGUUUAACUUGGGUCAAACGUUUCGGGUAGCCUUCCACAAGCUUCGCACAAUAAGUUGGGUGAAUUUUGGCCCAUUCCUCCUGACAGAGCUGGUGUAACUGAGUCAGAUUUGUAGGCCUCCUUGCUCGCACACGCUUUUUCAAUUCUGCCCACACAUUUUCUAUAGGAUUGAGGUCAGGGAUUUGUGAUGGCCACUCCAAUAACUUGACUUUGUUGUCCUUAAGGCAUUUUGCCACAACUUUGGAAGUAUGAUUGGGGUCAUUGUCCAUUUGUAGGACCCAUUUGCGACCAAGCUUUAACUUCCUGACUGAUGUCUUGAGAUGUUGCUUCAAUAUAUCCACAUCAUUUUCCUUCCUCAUGAUGCCAUCUAUUUUGUGAAGUGCACCAGUCCCUUUUGCAGCAAAGCACCCACACAGCAUGAUGCUGCCACCCCUGUGCUUCACGGUUGGGAUGGUGUUCUUCGGCUUGCAAGCAACCCCCUUUUUCCUCCAAACAUAACAAUGGUCAUUAUGGCCAAACAGUUCUAUUAUUGUUUAAUCAGACCAGAGGACAUUUCUCCAAAAAGUACGAUCUUUGUCCCCAUGUGCAGUUGUAAACCGUAGUCUGGCUUUUUUAUGGUGGUUUUGGAGCAGUAGCUUCUUCCUUGCUGAGCGGCCUUUCAGGUUAUGUCGAUAUAGGACUUGUUUUACUGUGGAUAUAGAUACGUUUGUACCUGUUUCCUCCAGCAUCUUCACAAGGUCCUUUGCUGUUGUUCUGGGAUUGAUUUGCACUUUUUGCACCAAAGUACGUUCAUCUCUAGGAGACAGAAUGCGUCUCCUUCCUGAGCGGGAUGACGGCUGCAGGGUCCCAUGGCGUUUAUACUUGCGUACUAUUGUUAGUUAAGAUGAACGUGGUACCAUCAGGCGUUUGGACAUUUCUCCCAAGGAUGAACCAGACUUGUGGAGGUCUACAAUUUAUUUUCUGAGGUCUUGGCUGAUUUAUUUUGAUUUUCCCAUGAUGUCAAGCAAAGAGGCACUGAGUUUGAAGGUAGGCCUUGAAAUACAUCCACAGGUACACCUCCAAUUGACUCAAAUUAUGUCAAUUAGCCUAUCAGAAGCUUCUAAAGCCAUGACAUCAUUUUCUGGAAUUUUCCAAGCUGUUUAAAGGCACAGUCAACUUAGUGUAUGUAAACUUCUGACCCACUUGAAUUGUGAUACAGUGAAUUAUAUGUGAAAUAAUCUGUCUGUAAACAAUUGUUGGAAAAAUUACGUGUCAUGCACAAAAUAGAUGUCCUAACCGACUUGCCAAAACUAUAGUUUGUUAACAAGAAAUGUGUAGAGUGGUUGAAAAACAAGUUUUAAUGACUCCAACCUAAGUGUAUGUAAACUUCCGACUUCAACUGUAUGUAUAUACUGUAUUCUAGUCAAGUCCGUCCUAUUCAACUAUUGCUGUACAUAUACUAUUCUAUCCACGUCUUCUUCAGAUAUACUAUAUAUUCCAUCCACAUACUGUCCAUAGUGUCUUUACUUCCCAUCAUAUAUAUAUAUAUAUAUAUAUAUAUAUAUAUAUAUAUAUAUAUAUAUAUAUAUAUAUAUAUACACACACUACUGUUAAAAAGUUUGGGGUCACUUAGACAUUUCCUUGUUUUCGAAAGAAAAGCAAUUUUCUGUCCAUUAAAAUAACAUCAAAUUGAUCAGAAAUACAGUUUAGACAUUGUUAAUGUUGUAAAUGGCUAUUGUAGCUGGAAACUGCUGAUUUUUAAUGGAAUAUAUACAUAGGCGUACAGAGGCCCAUUAUCAGCAACCAUCAGUCCUGUGUUCCAAUGGCACGUUGUGUUUGCUAAUCCAAGUUUAUCAUUUUGAAAGGCUAAUUGAUCAUUAGAAAACCCUUUUGCAAUUAUGUUAGCACAGCUGAAAACAGUUGUGCUGAUUAAAGAAACAAUAAAACUGGCCUUCUUCAUUUUAGUCAUUUUAGCAGACGCUCUUAUCCAGAGCGACUUACAGUUAGUGAGUGCAUACAUUUUUUUUUUUCAUACUGGCCCCCCGUGGGAAUCGAACCCACAACCCUGGCGUUGCAAGCGCCAUGCUCUACCAACUGAGCUACACGGGGACUAGUUGAGUAUCUGGAGCAUCAGCAAUUGUGGGUUCGAUUACAGUCUCAAAAUGGCCAGAAAUACAGUUUAGACAUUGUUAAUGUUGUAAAUGGCUAUUGUAGCUGGAAACUGCUGAUUUUUUAUGGAAUAUUUACAUAGGCGUACAGAGGCCCAUUAUCAAAGCACUUUCAAAGCACUUUCUUCUGAAACUCGUCAGUCUAUUCUUGUUCUGAGAAAUGAAGGCUAUUCCAUGCGAGAAAUUGCCAAGAAACUGAAGAUCUCGUACAACGCUGUGCACUACUCCCUUCACAGAACAGCGCAAACUGGCUCUAACCAGAGUAGAAAGAGGAGUGGGAGGCUCCGGUGCACAACUGAGCAAGAGGACAAAUACAUUAGAGUGUCUAGUUUGAGAAACAGACGCCUCACAGGUCCUCAACUGGGAGCUUCAUUAAAUAGUACCCGCAAAACACCAGUCUCAACGUCAACAGUGAAGAGGCGACUCCGGGAUGCUGACCUUCUAGGCAUAGUUGCAAAGAAAAAGCCAUAUCUCAGACUGGCCAAUAAAAAGAAAAGAUUAAGAUGGGCAGUCUGAGAUAUGGAUUUUUCAUUGCAACUCUGCCUCGAAGGAGUGGCUACGGGACAAGUCUCUGAAUGUCCUUGAAUGGCCCAGCCAGAGCCCAGACUUGAACCCGAUCGAACAUCUCUGGAGAGACCUGAAAAUAGCUGUGCGGCGAUGUUCCUCAUCUAACCUGACAGAGCAUGAAAGGAUCUGCAGAGAAAAAUUUGAGAAACUCCCCAAAUACAGGUGUGCCAAGCUUGUAGCAUCAUACCCAAUAAUAAUUGAGGCUGUAGUCGCUGCGAAAGGUGCUUCAACAAAGUACUGAGUAAAGGGUCAUUUCUACACCUGUUUUUGCUUUGUCGUUACGGGGUAUUGUGUGUAGAUUGAUUAGGGGAUAAAAAAUAAUAAAAAAUUAAUCAAUUUUAGAAUAUGGCUGUAACGUGGAAAAAGUCAAGCGGUCUGAAUAUUUUCCGAGGCACUAUAGGUAGCUCCAGUUGGUCACCCUGUUCCUGCUGUUGUGUGUUUCAGAAUGAGAAGUGCCAUCUCCUGAUUGAACACGAGACUCAGAAGCUGAAGGAGCUUGAUGAAGAACACAACCAGGAGCUGCAGGAGUGGAGGGAGAAACUACGGCCCAGGAAGAAGGUGAAAGAGAAAGACGUCAACAUGAAGAUAACCCUCUUAUUUGAUCAUCCUUUAAAGUUUCAGGCUGCGUCGCGAUUCUCCCAAAGUGCACUUGCAUGGAUGUAACAAUCGUGGAGACUUCCUCUAGCCAUUGAUUACACCAAUCCGUUGCUUUUAAAUCCAUGACUGGAAGUUUGUAAGUGCACAGUGUGGAGAAUCAGGAUACAGCCGGUCAGCCUCAGUGUAAUCUGUUGUUUUGGAUGUUUGACUGUCUUGUCUUUCCUCUUCUGCCACUUGUAGGCCUUGGAGGAGGAAUUCACGCGCAAGCUCCAGGAGCAGGAGGUCUUUUUCAAGAUGAGCGGGGAGUCGGAAUGCCUUAACCCAACGACCCAGAGCCGAGUUUCCAAGUUCUACCCCAUCCCUAGUGUGCACAACUCUGGUUUAUAG
This is a messenger RNA of Coregonus sp. 'balchen', 30755 nucleotides long. The record is from the annotation of a GenBank genome assembly. Lineage: Eukaryota; Metazoa; Chordata; Actinopteri; Salmoniformes; Salmonidae.